CAGGCGUAGAUCCCUGCCCGCGCCGCCCGGCCCCCGUCACUGAGUUCACCGGUCCUAGCGGAAGCGCCGCCAGCAUGUCUGAUAAACUACCCUACAAAGUCGCGGACAUUGGACUGGCUGCCUGGGGACGAAAGGCCCUGGACAUAGCUGAGAAUGAGAUGCCAGGCUUGAUGCGCAUGCGGGAGUUGUACUCGGCCUCCAAGCCACUGAAGGGUGCUCGCAUUGCUGGCUGCCUGCACAUGACUGUGGAGACUGCUGUCCUCAUUGAGACUCUCGUGGUCCUGGGUGCUGAGGUGCGGUGGUCCAGCUGCAACAUCUUCUCUACUCAGGACCAUGCAGCGGCUGCCAUUGCCAAGGCCGGCAUUCCAGUGUUUGCCUGGAAGGGCGAGACAGAUGAGGAGUACCUGUGGUGCAUUGAGCAGACGUUACACUUCAAGGAUGGACCCCUCAACAUGAUUCUGGACGAUGGCGGUGACCUCACUAACCUCAUCCACACCAAACACCCACAGCUGCUGUCAGGCAUCCGAGGUAUCUCUGAGGAGACCACGACUGGGGUCCAUAACCUCUACAAGAUGAUGGCCAAAGGGAUACUGAAAGUGCCUGCCAUCAAUGUCAAUGACUCUGUCACCAAGAGCAAGUUUGACAACCUCUAUGGCUGCCGGGAGUCCCUCAUAGAUGGCAUCAAACGGGCCACAGAUGUGAUGAUUGCGGGCAAGGUGGCGGUGGUAGCAGGCUAUGGUGAUGUGGGCAAGGGUUGUGCCCAGGCCCUGAGGGGUUUUGGGGCCCGAGUCAUCAUCACAGAGAUUGACCCCAUCAAUGCACUGCAAGCUGCCAUGGAGGGCUAUGAGGUGACCACCAUGGAUGAGGCAUGUAAGGAGGGCAACAUCUUUGUCACCACCACAGGCUGUGUUGAUAUCAUUCUUGGCCGGCACUUUGAACAGAUGAAGGAUGAUGCCAUUGUGUGUAACAUUGGACACUUCGAUGUGGAGAUUGAUGUAAAGUGGCUCAAUGAGAAUGCUGUGGAGAAGGUUAACAUCAAGCCCCAGGUGGACCGCUACAGGCUGAAGAAUGGGCACCGCAUCAUCCUGCUGGCUGAAGGCCGGCUGGUCAACCUGGGUUGUGCCAUGGGCCACCCCAGCUUCGUGAUGAGCAACUCCUUCACGAACCAGGUGAUGGCACAGAUUGAGCUGUGGACCCACCCAGAUAAAUACCCUGUUGGGGUUCACUUCCUGCCUAAGAAGCUGGAUGAGGCAGUGGCUGAAGCUCACCUGGGCAAGCUGAAUGUGAAGCUGACCAAGCUGACUGAGAAGCAGGCCCAGUACCUGGGCAUGUCCACUGAAGGCCCCUUCAAGCCUGACCACUACCGCUACUGAGAGCCGGGACCGCCCUUCACCUUCCAGCUGCCAUCCUUGUUCCAGGCCCUAUCUCUUUCCCAAGAGCAAAUGUCACCAACUUUGCAGUUGCUUCUCUGGUGUUUAUUUCCCAGUAGGGCUGGUCACUCUGUCUUUGGCCUCUCUUGUAUCCCUCAAACUGUUCCAGGUGUGGCAAGGGGACUGAGAGUCCCCAGUCAAGAUAGAGUACCUGGGAGCCAUCCACAGGGGGCGUGAGCUCAGAAGUCUUGGAAGUCCUGAGGCUGGAUGUAGCUAGUGGUGGUCACAAGCCUGUGCACCUUACCAUCCACCCUUCACUUGGUUUACAGAUCCACUGAGAGGGCGCACUAGCAAAGAGCAGGAGCCUUUAAACUCCAGUUGGAAGAGAGCUUGGCUUAUUUGCUGUUGGACCAUCUCUUAAACCUCAUAAUACUGAGGUUGGUACUUUUGGUCCCUAUUUCACAGGGUCAGAAUAGAUUAGGAGACAACCAAGUGACAGAGACUGAAAGGGACUGGAAAAACAAAUAGGUAAAGGUCUGUCACUAUUGUAUAAUUGAUGGUUCCUAUGACAAGCCUGGGUCACAAGGAGAUUAAUUUGGCUUAUAAUGUUUAUAUGCUAUUUAGAAUGUUAACAAAGGAAGGUGGAUUAAAUACAAUUUCUAGUGCCUAAAGAA
Molecule: messenger RNA, 2044 nt
Organism: Psammomys obesus (fat sand rat)
Lineage: Eukaryota; Metazoa; Chordata; Mammalia; Rodentia; Muridae
Gene: Ahcy
Product: adenosylhomocysteinase
Exons: 10
Coding region: 75-1373 (432 amino acids)
Biological process (GO): L-methionine cycle
Cellular component (GO): cytosol
Molecular function (GO): adenosylhomocysteinase activity
Source: RefSeq, a predicted model, not a curated record